Molecule: messenger RNA, 741 nt
Organism: Daldinia childiae
Lineage: Eukaryota; Fungi; Ascomycota; Sordariomycetes; Xylariales; Hypoxylaceae
Product: Sedoheptulose 1,7-bisphosphatase
Exons: 4
Coding region: 1-741 (246 amino acids)
Biological process (GO): ribose phosphate biosynthetic process
Molecular function (GO): sedoheptulose-bisphosphatase activity
Source: RefSeq, a predicted model, not a curated record
AUGACAACCCCUCGAGUAUUCCUCGUUCGUCAUGGCGAGACCGAAUGGUCGUUAAGCGGUAAGCACACGGGUUUAACGGAUAUUCCAUUGACGGCCAAUGGAGAAAAGCGUGUGAAGGCAACUGGUCGAGCACUUGUAGGGGACGAUCGAUUAAUUGUACCCAAACAAAUCGCGCAUAUAUAUGUAUCACCGCGAAAGCGAGCCCAGCGAACCUUUGAAUUGCUCAACCUUGGUAUUACGGAUCCCCUGCCGUGGAAGAUUCACGGUGUAAAGCCCACUGAUGCCAGCCAAUUAUGCAAUGCGCGGGUCGAAGUUACUGAGGACAUCCGCGAGUGGGAUUACGGCGACUAUGAGGGAAUAACAAGUCCCGAGAUCCGUGAAAUUCGCGCCAAGCAAGGUUUCACUCAGAAAUGGGACAUCUGGAGGGACGGGUGUGUUGGCGGAGAGAGCCCUGACGACGUCACCCAGCGCGUGGAUCGUUUGAUCAAAGAGAUUCAGGAAGUGUGGCACGCGCCCGUAAUCGGCAAACCCAAGUCAGAGGACCAAUCCUCUGGGGAUGUCCUAAUUGUAGCGCAUGGUCAUAUACUACGUGCUUUCGCGAUGAGAUGGGUGGAAAAGGCGUUGCAGGAUGGUCCAGCUUUUCUACUAGAGGCUGGUGGUGUUGGAAUAUUGAGCUACGAACAUCAUAAUAUACAUGAGCCUGCUAUAUUACUAGGUGGUGCCUUUGUAGUUAGCCCAUAG